This is a messenger RNA of Pogoniulus pusillus (Red-fronted tinkerbird), 1233 nucleotides long. It is a transcript of the gene PAX5, whose product is annotated as paired box 5. The record is from RefSeq and is a predicted model, not a curated record. Lineage: Eukaryota; Metazoa; Chordata; Aves; Piciformes; Lybiidae. Gene Ontology annotation, biological process: anatomical structure development; regulation of transcription by RNA polymerase II. Gene Ontology annotation, molecular function: DNA-binding transcription factor activity, RNA polymerase II-specific; RNA polymerase II cis-regulatory region sequence-specific DNA binding. Bases 1 to 1233 code for a protein of 410 amino acids. The transcript has 11 exons.
AUGGAGUUGGAGAACACCUUCGCGACCCCUCGGGCCGGCCGCACAGGACAUGGAGGCGUGAAUCAGCUGGGGGGUGUUUUUGUGAACGGCCGCCCCCUCCCAGAUGUCGUUCGCCAAAGGAUCGUGGAACUUGCCCACCAAGGGGUCCGGCCGUGUGACAUCUCCCGGCAGCUCCGCGUCAGCCACGGCUGCGUCAGCAAAAUACUUGGCAGGUACUACGAGACCGGCAGCAUCAAGCCUGGCGUCAUCGGAGGAUCCAAACCAAAGGUGGCCACACCCAAAGUCGUCGAGAAGAUUGCGGAGUACAAACGCCAAAACCCCACCAUGUUCGCCUGGGAGAUCAGGGACAGGCUGCUGGCCGAGCGGGUGUGCGACAACGACACCGUGCCCAGCGUCAGCUCCAUUAACAGGAUCAUACGGACCAAGGUGCAGCAGCCACCCAAUCAGCAGGUCCCAGCCUCCAGUCACAGCAUAGCCUCCACGGGGUCUGUGACCCAGGUGUCCUCUGUCAGCACCGACUCUGCCGGCUCCUCCUACUCCAUCAGUGGCAUCCUGGGAAUUGCCUCCCCUGGCACGGACAGCAACAAGCGCAAGCGGGAUGAAGGUCUUCAGGAGUCCCCAGUACCUAAUGGCCACUCCCUGCCAGGCAGAGACUUCCUUCGGAAGCAGAUGCGAGGAGACCUCUUCACCCAGCAGCAGCUGGAAGUCCUGGACCGGGUCUUCGAGAGGCAGCAUUACUCUGACAUCUUCACCACCACCGAGCCCAUCAAACCCGAGCAGUGGUGCUCCAUGCUGAUGAGGCAGUGCGUGGUUCAGCCGCAGGCACUCAUUCUGCAGGCCACUGAGUACUCAGCCAUGGCCUCGUUAGCUGGUGGACUGGAUGAGAUGAAGGCCAACAUCAGCAGCCCAACCUCCGCCGACCUGGGAGCCAGCGUGCCGGGGCCUCAGUCCUACCCCAUUGUCACAGGUCGUGAGCUGGCGAGCACAACCCUCCCCGGAUACCCUCCGCACGUCCCUCCGGCCGGACAGGGCAGCUACUCCGCUCCCGCACUGACAGGGAUGGUGCCUGGGAGUGAGUUUUCUGGGAGCCCAUACAGUCACCCACAGUACUCCACCUAUAACGACUCCUGGAGGUUCCCCAACCCUGGACUCCUGGGCUCUCCGUACUACUACAGUGCUGCAGCCCGUGGGGCAGCCCCACCAGCAGCUGCUGCUGCCUACGACCGGCACUGA